Molecule: messenger RNA, 1416 nt
Organism: Betta splendens (Siamese fighting fish)
Lineage: Eukaryota; Metazoa; Chordata; Actinopteri; Anabantiformes; Osphronemidae
Product: histone H2B 1/2
Exons: 1
Coding region: 60-494 (144 amino acids)
Cellular component (GO): nucleosome
Molecular function (GO): protein heterodimerization activity; structural constituent of chromatin; DNA binding
Source: RefSeq, a predicted model, not a curated record
CCCACCCACCAAUCAGCUCAGCCAAUCAGAGGAUAGGGACCACACAGCGGCGUUUGCAUAUGAUCUGUAUAAGACGAGCAGUUCUUAGCGCUCAAGUUAAUAUUACGACGUUUACAAAAAUGCCUGAACCAGCCAAGGCCGCGCCCAAGAAGGGCUCCAAGAAAGCCGUAACCAAGACCGCCGCUAAGGGCGGCAAGAAGAAGAGGAAGACCCGCAAGGAGAGCUACGCCAUCUACGUGUACAAGGUGCUGAAGCAGGUCCACCCUGACACCGGCAUUUCCUCCAAGGCCAUGAGCAUCAUGAACUCGUUUGUCAGCGACAUCUUCGAGCGCAUCGCCGGCGAAGCCUCCCGCCUGGCGCACUACAACAAGCGCUCCACCAUCACCUCCAGGGAGAUUCAGACCGCCGUCAGGCUGCUGCUUCCCGGGGAGCUGGCCAAGCAUGCGGUGUCAGAGGGCACCAAGGCGGUGACCAAGUACACCAGCUCCAAGUAAACACUGCUACGACCACCACAAAAACAAAGGCUCUUUUAAGAGCCACACACUUGAUUUGAAGGAUUAUCGACCUGUUGUUCAAACGGACCAGUUGACUGAUGGGGAAAGACUGAUUACAUCAGAAACUUCUCAAUACAUACAAUAGGCACAUUUCACAUCUUCUGCCACAUGUUUUAAAUACAUUGACAGGGUGAAUCCAUGCUGAGCUGUUGGUAACCUAGGACCUACAUUCUCCAAUCACCUGGUUCUUUGAUCUCUAACACUUGCUGAUAGUAAUGCCGAGAAGCCUCCUGGGGCCUGUUUCAAGAAGGGUGUCUGUGGAAACUCAGUUUGUUAACCCUGAAAUAAGGAAAACUCAGUUUUUGGUUUCAGAAAGCAGGCUUACUUAAACUCGUAAACCGGGGUAAGUUUAAACCCGUUUCAUGAAGCGAGGUAAUUGAAACUCAGUCAGUUACUAUGGCAACUAACUGUGAACCUAACCUGGUCGUGAGCAGGUUUUGUUCGGGAAACCCAGAGUUUCCUUCGGUCUCUGCCCCUUGUGAACAGUGUUAAUACCUUGUUUAAUCUUUCAGUACAUUCAUAGAUUUCACCUGUUUCUUUCGCACAGAGACCAAAAUAUCCGUUUCUAGAGGAUCCUGUAGUAAUAUUUAUUUUAGUGGUACCGUUUUUCUUGAGACUCCAUACAUAUAUUAUUAAUCUUAUUUACCCAUACGUCAAACACAUCACCCAUCGUGGCCGUGCUCUUACAUCCGAGCAGGUUCUUUGUGCUGCGUUGCGUUUUUUUUUUUGCUAACGGUAGUUUUCUUUAUAACAUUGGAGAUGCUGAGCACAUUAGUGAAGCCACUGUAUGUAGAAUAGUUCGACCUCAAGCGCUUUCCUUGACACAAACUCCUCAGAGCCAUUAAAGAAGAGUUUCACAGGA